Messenger RNA from Leptidea sinapis, 4686 nucleotides. It is a transcript of the gene Syt7, whose product is annotated as synaptotagmin-7. The transcript has 9 exons. The record is from RefSeq and is a predicted model, not a curated record. Gene Ontology annotation, molecular function: phosphatidylserine binding; clathrin binding; calcium ion binding. Bases 257 to 1429 code for a protein of 390 amino acids. Gene Ontology annotation, cellular component: synapse; axon; membrane. Gene Ontology annotation, biological process: regulation of calcium ion-dependent exocytosis; vesicle fusion; regulation of dopamine secretion. Lineage: Eukaryota; Metazoa; Arthropoda; Insecta; Lepidoptera; Pieridae.
GGCAAAAACGUACGCAUCCAAAUGAAAGGAUGUUUCAAAAUAUGGAAUUCCAAUUUUGAAAUUUAAAUUUCGUUCUCUAUUAAUGAUGUCAAUCUGAGCCUGCUUGCUAUUUGGCUCACAUUCACCUGUUGAUGAACUGCGUAGUAUAGUAGCGUAGUAAUUUGAAUUUGAAAUAGGAAGGUUUGUUCUUAUUGGUUGGUUGAUACAUCGAGUGGGGAAAGGUGUUAGACAAAGUGGUGAUUAUGUGAUUAUGUAAAUGUCUGACGGAUCCAGGAUACCUUUGCCAUCGCUGUCAAGAUGCAAGCCAAAUGAAAUGUGGGCAGCAAUGACUAGAUCCAUCGAGAUUUUGGUGGCUUUCUUCGAAUAUUACGCACAAAGGGCCCAACUCGAAACAACAUCGACAAGCUCUCCUCAAGCCAAGUCACCAGCUGGUAGCAGCGCGGGUGCUGUAGCCAGUGCAUCAACAGCUCAGGGUGAGAGGACUCCGAUCGUCCAGAACAAACAGCUGCAAAAUGUCAAAGGACAGGACCAUCCACCACAUCCAUCGAUGGCGUUCCUCCAGAAUCGCUCCAUCUCGCUGGUGGAUAUGUAUAUAGACAACUCCGAGCCUUCAGAGAAUGUGGGACAGAUACACUUCUCACUGGAAUACGACUUCCAGAACACGACGCUGAUACUGAAGAUAAUUCAGGGUAAGGAGUUACCAGCUAAGGAUCUGAGUGGAACAUCUGACCCGUAUGUCCGGGUCACACUGCUCCCGGACAAGAAACAUCGCCUGGAGACGAAGAUCAAACGCAGGACUCUAAACCCUCGGUGGAAUGAGACUUUCUACUUCGAGGGUUUCCCGAUUCAGAAGCUGCAAAGUCGGGUACUACAUCUUCACGUCUUUGACUACGACCGCUUCUCCCGAGAUGAUUCUAUUGGGGAGGUUUUCUUGCCUCUCUGUCAGGUGGACUUUAGUGAGAAGCCAUCGUUCUGGAAAGCGCUCAAACCACCAGCUAAGGACAAAUGCGGGGAGUUGCUUACGUCACUGUGCUACCAUCCCAGUAACAGUGUUCUAACACUGGCGCUGCUCAAAGCAAGGAACUUGAAGGCGAAGGAUAUCAAUGGCAAAUCCGAUCCAUACGUAAAAGUCUGGCUACAGUUCGGAGAUAAAAGGAUCGAGAAACGCAAGACAGCUGUCUUCAAAUGCACGCUAAACCCAGUCUUCAACGACUCUUUCUCCUUCAACGUGCCCUGGGAGAAGAUCAGGGAGUGUUCCCUUGAUGUGCAGGUCAUGGAUUUUGAUAAUAUCGGCAGGAAUGAGCUUAUUGGGAGAAUACUGUUGGCUGGAAAGAACGGAUCAGGGGCAACAGAAACAAAACAUUGGCAGGACAUGAUAACGAAACCUCGACAGACCAUCGUGCAGUGGCAUCGCCUGAAGCCAGAAUAAAUUGUUAAAAAAUUAAAAAAAUAAAACGUCAUAAGACUGAACGGUUAAUCAAAAAGUUAAAAAUGAAUUUCGAAUCACACUCUUAAACUUCGAUGUCGGAAAAAUGGAUGUGCCAAAUGUUUUUCUAUCACUGUAUUUUGAUAUCUAUUUUUGAAUCUCCUUAACAAAGUGAACACAAUUUUAAUUAUAAAAAUAAAACAUUUACAUUAAUUAUUGAUCAUUUUUGUUCACUAUAAUGACAUUUUAUAUUGUAAACAAGUUCAUAUUAUUAUAUAAUACUGUAAAAAAUAUUCAUUUAGAAAUGUUAUUUUAUUCCUAGAUCUAGAUUUACUUAAUACUCGAAAAUAUUACAAUAGAAAACACAUUUAAAAUAACUCUGAUUUGUAUAUUUUCUCUUUUCUCUCUUUUUCUCUAUCAUUUAGCUUAAAGAAGUCUAUUGGUUAGUUAAAGUAGUUGCCAUAUAUGUUUAUAGUGGCAUUUGGACAUCCAUUUCUGACAUUAAUUUCUCUCUUAUCAUGACAUUAGUGCUGUGCGUGUAACAUUUAAUAAUUAUCUUUAUUUCUACAAAUAUAUUUGGAUAGAUAUUAAUCAAAAUGAUAUUGAAUCGUUUCGAAUUAUAACUAUCAUAAUUUCCGCGAGGAAUUCCCAUUAUAUCCGAUAUUUAACUUAUUUAAUUUAUUAAUGCACAGCGCUUCUAUCUUACUAUGACGAUUUUUCUAAGUUCUGUGGGACAGGUCUGGUAUUGUGAUAUGAAUUCAAUGUUUUUGUAUCGAAUAUUGUUGAAAUUGGCACCUGUCUCUCAGAACUAUUUGUGUCAUUUGCGCCAACACUUUUUUAUUCAGUUAUAUGACACUUUAAAUUUAAUUUAUUUAACAAAUGGCCAAAGUGACACAUUUAUCUUGUCAUCAAUCUUCUGAUGCUUAAAAUUGACGUUUUUUAAAUGUAAGGUAUCGAGUCAAUGUUAAAUCAUAGUUAGGGGUUACGAUAAUAUGAUUGUUAUUGUAGAUAUAUGAAGAAUGGCAGUUCGUAUCGCACAAAAUGAGUAGAUGUCGUGAAAACUUCAAAGUUGAACGAAAAUUUGUAGUUGGCGUUUCUUAAAUUAAUAUUCUUUGGCUAGCGAGUAACGUAGAUCAAUUAUUACUUAGUUUAUAUUGAAUGUAUUUAUUAAGUAGAUCCAUUGAUGAUGACUCAUCUUACAUGUGGCAUACAGAUUGCUAGAUUUUGUAGUACUUAAAUUCGUAUAUCUUUAAAAGCCUAAUGGGUUGAAUGGAUUUCGUUUUAAAUCUUUCAGAAAAGUAUAACAUAUGUGAAGAAAAAAAAACCAGUUUUUUUUAAAUAUUAAUUGCAAGAAAGUUAAAGUGUAAAAUUGGAUUUGUUUAAUUUUAUUUGGCGAAGAAGUGCAGAAAGUAAGAAAAGGUAAAUUCCUUAUGGCUAUCUUUUAAAUUAUCAUAUUAUAAUUAACUUUUAAAUUCUAGGAGCUGCUUAUCAAAAUAAAAUAAAAAUGAAUAUAAAAUAAAAAUGUACCCCUCACAUAUAAGCGAAUUGUCAAAAAUCGUUAUUACAUCGUAAUCUAUAUUUUCUUAUAUUUCAAAAUAAUAAUUUGCACAUUUUUUUUUUCUUUUCCUCUUCUGUCUGUGUGCCACAUAAUAAAAAGUAGCUAUAGGAUUUUAUAACAUUGUAAUGUUCACUUUGAUUUUUUUUUGGUUUUAAUAUCAAAUAGAAUAAAUUCAUAUUCCGGAAAACAAUAAUAUUUAUACUGUUAUUGUUAGUUAGUUAGAUAAUGUAGAUGUAUAUGUGAUGACUUUUACAAUCAUUUUGUAAUCAUAUUUUAUAAUUAUAUCGCGCCAACAUUUAAGUGAUAUUUUUUAAAAUAACAUAAUAUUGUUUUAAAUAACUAUUAUUUCUUUUGCGAUAUAGGAAAAUUAAUGGACAAAAUAAUAACAUAUUGUACUUGCAUCUGAUAUAUCUGCUCACUAACUUGACAGGUUAAUACUUAACACUAAUCUCUCUCAGUCUAUAAGGUAUCAUUUCACGACACAUGACAAUAAUGACACAAUCGGAUGUUUUCAUAACAAUAAUUACAUCAAUCAUGUGUUAAUUUCCUUAUUCAAGCCCAUUUUCCUUAUUCAAAUCUUUCAGAUGCAACCUAGGUGGAUCAUCUACCAUGCAUUAUAAGAUUAUAAUAAACGUAUUUGAACUAAUUCUAGGCUUGGAUAAAGUUUUGGUUUUUGGUAGAUUGACCUGUGAGGCAAUUUUGUGAGUUCCUAGAACUCAAAUUGUGAAUUAUGUGAAAAUGAUCUGGAAAAAAUGAUGCUAAGUGUCAAAACUUUAAAAUCGCCUCCUUGAUCUUCAAUUCACUCACAAUAACCCAGAAUUUAUAUCAAAUUUCAACUUUUGAGCGAAACCAAUAAAAUUAAACAUAUAGCAGCCGUAUUAACAGUGAAUUUAAAGAAAUUUAUUUAACAAUCAGUAAUUACUAAAGACGCAUCCAUUAAUACAAAAAUUAUAGCUCUGUGUAAUCUAAAGUCAAACUGUAUGUUUUAGUUUACCAUUCAAACUGUUUGUUAUAUUGCAUAAAAAGGAAAAAUGUCUUAAAAUGGAUAUAUUAAGAUUUUUUUUGUUGCGGAUUAAAUCCUUAGUAGUCAGAUAUUGAAUCAUUGUUAAUAGAUUCAUAUUUGUAGAACAUUGUAUGUACUUAGAUCAUUGCAGUUUAGUGUUAAUAAAUUAAACUAGAUGUCGUUGCAUUUAAUGGAAGUUGAAAAUGUUCUCAGUAUAGAUAUAGGUAUAACGUAGAGUGUUGUUAAUAGUUAUCGACAUAGCAAUUGGUGUAUGUAUAAAAUUGUUACUGGAAAGAUAAUAAUCAAUAUUUUAUGCUAGAUUUUACUGUAGCCAUCGAUUUUAAUUAAUAUUGAUAUAGUUAUAACGCAUGCACAGAAACUACAGAUAUGUGAAAUUGAAGAUAAAAGAAAUGCUAACAGUGCUAAUUCCUUGUGAGACAAUUGUCUUCUAUGUAUUGCUUCGUACGCUUGCAACGCUGUGGAUAUUGAGGGACUUGAGCAGCAAUAGUGAAAAUGACGUUUUUACUUGUAAAGUAAGCAUCUCAGAGUUAUAAAUGAUUGGGAUAUUGCAGCUCUUGACAGGACAAGAUCAUUUAGGAUCAUAGAAGUUAAGUUUAUGUACCUCUCGCAAAUAACGACGUUAAAUACUUUUAACAUGUUGUUUGUUUGAUCAUAAAAAAUAAAAUAAAAUAAGCCUUU